This is a messenger RNA of Nilaparvata lugens (brown planthopper), 3482 nucleotides long. RefSeq lists its product as uncharacterized. Bases 353 to 3181 code for a protein of 942 amino acids. The transcript has 2 exons. The record is from RefSeq and is a predicted model, not a curated record. Lineage: Eukaryota; Metazoa; Arthropoda; Insecta; Hemiptera; Delphacidae.
UGAAAAUUCGUGUUAUUUUCAUCAGUCAUGAAGAGUUUUGCUUGUGAUCCAUUGAUAUUUUACAGUUUCUGAUUAUCCAAUCAGACAUAUGAGAAUGAUUACAACAUUAUUGUGAAAAACUAUCUAAUUUAUGAGACUAUUUCUUCAUGAUAUAUCCAUCGAGUUGAAAUACGAGAAGGUAUGUAAAUAACGUGAAUGAUUAACAGUGUUUGCUUUCAAUGACUGGUUCGUUUGGUGGAUGGUCCAGUCAUUAGUUGGAUGAAAUGAUUGAUGUAAGGUAACGUUCGGAAGGUAUAAACAAUAUUUCAAAUCAAUAAAUUAGAUUUUAGCAGACUGUUAAAGCAUUACGGAUAUGGAGAAUAAGAUUUUUCCUAAUUCCAUGAAUAGUAUUGACCGAGCUUCCAAAGGAAACUUUCCGCAAUCUAUUGGUGAUGGAAAAUACUGUAUGAAUCUCUGCAAUGGGGAUACUGAAAUAAAGAAUGAGGAGGAUAGUACAAUCUUCAAUUUUGACUCUUUAAACUUAUCUCAGCCUGAGAGUGAUACUUCUCGCGAUGUGGAAUUGUCUAGAAGCUUCGAUUUUUUCUUGGAAGGAGAAAGACUAGUAUCAUCUCUCUGCGGGCCAAAAAUAGAAGAGAAAAACUCUCGCAAUACAUCUAAUGACCGAAGUUCUGACAAAUGUCCAGAGCAUGGAAGUACAGGACUGUUUGAGAUAAAUGAUGAAAAAUAUAUCGCUCCCGAUAGGUUUCUGAGCUCGUUAAUGCCAAUCACUGUUAGGGAAAGUGAUUGUCUCUCAAAAAAUAAUAUGAUAGAUUCAACAGAUAAAGACUCUCAAUCAAAAGCACUGACAAGAAACCCGACCGAGCAUACAUCAAGAGAAUUCACCGAGGAUAAAACCGAAUCUCAAAUGAAAAUGCCUACCUUUCUUACAGAUUACCCUUCCUCAAAUAUGAAAGACGAAUUCAAAGCGAAACCAUAUUUCAAAAACUCUGGUCUUAUUCGAAGAAGUCCCAUUUUGGAUCUGAGAAAGAGUGACGAUGGAAAUCAUCCUGGAAGAAAACUUGAGAGAUUUUCACUCUUCAAGAUGAAUGAUUUGGAAGUGAAGAUACCUUUUCAGUAUGACCUGCUUGAAUCGAAGAACAAAAUUGAUUUUCCGGCACUCAGUGCAGGCGGUAGUGAUGAUUUGCAUUGUUCUGAAGCAGAAACUAAAAUAUUGACUCGUUCAAAUGAUUAUGCUCUUUGCUUUACAGAUAAUUCAAAAAAUAUUGGAAAUAAGUGUUUGGGAGCUAUUGGUUGUAAUCAGACUGGGCAUUGUGAUGAUGAGAUCUCAUUUAGAAAGUCAGCUAUUGGAGGAUGUUUAAUGUUCGAACAGAUAAUUCGUGAUUUUCAACUGAAAUCAAAUGAAUGCGACCUUGAAAGUUAUUGCAGAACUGUGAAGAGGUGUGUAUCGAUAGCCAACAAUUUGGAAAACACAGAGCUGGUUUCCAUGAUGACGCAGAUGAUUCUUUGCUCUCUAAAGCUGGCUGAUUCCUGGAGUACAUUAAAUUCAUAUUUUGGCACCAACAGCAAACAAAAACAGAAAAGUGAAGAUGACUGUCAUUUGCUCCAGCUAUUCAAGCAGUGGCAAGUAGGUUCCAAAUCAAUUCUUGAUUGCUUAUUAGUUGUGAUUCAGAAUUUGAAAAGCUGCAUCCCCAAAGUGGAGAAUCCGACAAACAAAAGCUCCGCCAAACCUGCAACCGAGACCAACCCUUUUCUCAAUAUGAAAAAAUUACAAUUCGAUUCGGGUAAAUCUGUUUUCCAAUCUGACAAAGAAAAAAGCUCGAGUUCAAUCAAACAACAACAAGGAAAUCAACCUGGAAAUUCAAGAAUGAGUCACUUUUUCGAUUGUAUCAAUUCAAAAAACACAAGUUUGCCUCAGGAGAAUAAUGAUCCAUCAAACUUAUUGCUUGAGAUUCAACAAAAGGCUCAAAGUCUUGUUACAACUAAGAAAACAACAGAAGAGAAGAAAACAAAGAAGAAGUGGAUUCCUCCUUCGCUGGAAAACAAAAUACCAAAUGCAGCUUCCAACCGUAUUUCGGGACAAGGCAUCGGCUUCACAGCACCAAAUCAAACAGAACAGCCCAUGACUCUAUUCAAUAGUAGCCUUAGUACUCCGAUGGUGAACAAAUCUAUCUUUGAAAAUGUUCCAAUUCCCACUAUGAAUUUAAUGUUCAACCCUUUCAAUACGGCAAUACAGAAUACCACCGUUAACGCUAACUCCAAAGACUACAAUGCGAUUCCUCACAUCAACUUCAUGUAUCCACAAACUGGCAUGAACUUAAAUUCAAAACCGGCAGUACAGGAUAAGGAUGCCAAUAAUAUUUUGAAAAGUCAUGAACUACCGAGUCAAAGUUCUAUUACCAAUCAAAUUCCAGGACUGAAUAGAAAUAACCUGUUAAACCAACAGCAAAUGAGUUUGAUACCUUUUCAGCCAAAUUUCAACUACCAGCCAUUUAGCUUUCCAAACGACCAGAAAAAUGAAUUUCUCUAUAGAACAAACUACUGUUUUCCUGAUGGAAAGAUGAUGCCACUACAAUCUGGAGGACCUCCUCAACCACCAACGGCUCCAUUCUUCUAUCCUUCAUUUUGUGGCAAUGCCAUGCAUCAAAUGGACAAUUUCAAUAAUAAAUUCAUUCACAAUAAUGAUAAAAGACAGAAAAGUCUUGUUGAAAACUCGGAUGGAGAUGAAAAUAGUGAGGGAUUUUAUGAAAUAAAAUCCUACAUGAAGCCUGGCUCCUAUAAAGUGCCCAACAAGAACACAUUCAACACGGCUACGCCCAACGACAAUCUCAAUUAUAUUUUCGAAGAUAUUGUUGUGACAGGAAUAGCAGUGCCUCUCACCAAAACUGAAUCAUUCUCGCCUUCUAAGAAGACUAAUUCGAAGACAAUUGUCACUGCAAAGAAAAGUCCACCGUCUGGUGGAUCUAAACCGAGGGACUCAGUGUGGAGAGCAGCAGUCGCCUCAGCUGAAGCCAUCGGAAAACUGGUUGAAAACCUCAAACAACCGACCAGUCAAGAGGCAACAGAUGGAGAGAACGGAGGAUCAAAUCAGGGCAGUUCCAAAGCUAGUGCCACGGAAAGCGCUCUCUGUUCGAGCUCAGAAACUGAUUCAAAGGAAGGUGAUUCCCCAAGUAAGAGCGAGUAAGGUGCAGUGAAACAUAAACAUGAGCUUCAUCAAGUUUUGAACAUUGAUUGAAAUAUAUCAACUUUCCGUAUGAAUUCGAAUCUGUAUGCAAUUAUGCUAUUAGCUUGAAAAAUAUCUAUUCUUUGAGCACCUUGACUUGGAUGCUUUUCUAGAUACUAAUUGAUAGAUUUACAAUCACCAGUGAAGCAAAAACCCUUCUCUCAUCUUAUAUAAUUUCAAUUUUCAUCCAAUUUCAUUCCUGAUUAUGAGAAAUUUUGUGUUAAUGAGAUUAUAUUAAUCCCAAUUACAUAAAUGAUUAGCC